This is a messenger RNA of Melopsittacus undulatus (budgerigar), 1623 nucleotides long. RefSeq names its product syntrophin gamma 2 (gene SNTG2). The transcript has 17 exons. Bases 1 to 1623 code for a protein of 540 amino acids. Gene Ontology annotation, molecular function: structural molecule activity; protein binding. Lineage: Eukaryota; Metazoa; Chordata; Aves; Psittaciformes; Psittaculidae. Gene Ontology annotation, cellular component: dystrophin-associated glycoprotein complex; intracellular anatomical structure. The record is from RefSeq and is a predicted model, not a curated record.
AUGAGCGUGGCGGGGAAGCAGCCACUUCCAGCACCGCUCGAGCGCCCCGGCAGUCUCCUCGUUCCCACCUGGACUAAAACUGGUAUUGCAUUGUUAUAUGAUGAAGUAUCCGAAAAUGCUUAUGACAUCCGACUGAAGCUUAUGAAAGAGGUAUUAAUAAUUCAAAAACAAGAUGUCGUCUGUGUUAGUGGAAGUGAUCACAGUACAAAUCACAGAACUGUUACACUUCAUAGACAACCAGUUGGUGGCUUGGGCUUAAGCAUAAAGGGUGGUGCUGAGCACAAAGUGCCUGUCGUCAUAUCAAAAAUAUUUAAAGACCAAGCAGCUGACCAAACAGGAAUGUUAUUUAUAGGAGAUGCAAUAAUACAGGUUAAUGGUAUAAAUGUAGAAAGUGCUACCCAUGAAGAAGUGGUACACCUAUUGCGAAAUGCUGGCGAUGAAGUUACCAUCACUGUUCAGUACCUCAGGGAAGCUCCAUCAUUUUUAAAGCUCCCAUUAGGUUCCCCUGGACCAUCCAGUGAUCACAGCAGUGGAGCUUCAUCACCUCUGUUUGACAGUGGCUUACAUUUAAACGGAAACUCAACUAACACUGCUCCAUCAUCACCUUCUUCACCCAUAGCUAAUGAACCAAAAUAUGAGAAGCGCUGGCUAGACACCUUAUCAGUUCCUCUGUCAAUGGCUCGAAUCUCAAGGUACAAAACUGGAACAGAUAAAUUAAGAUCUAAUGCAUUUGAAGUGCUGGCACUCGAUGGAGUUAGUACUGGGAUACUUCAGUUUUAUACAGCCCAGGAGAGUGCUGACUGGCUGAGAGCAAUGUCAACUAACAUCAGUGAUUUGACACUUCAAAAUAUGAAAAUGGCAAAUAAAUGCUGUUCUCCCUCAGACCAGGUCAUACAUAUGGGAUGGGUAAAUGAAAGACUUGAAGGAAUUGAUUCAUCUCAACUCUACAAAUUUAAGUUUCUAGCACUGAAGGGUUCAUCCUUCUAUAUUUUCAGCACUCCACCGGUAAGCACACUAGACUGGGUACGCGCUGAAAAAAUCUAUAACCUCUGUGAGGUUCUAUUUAAAAUUCACAAGCUCUGGCUUGCUGAUGACUGCUGGCUACAAGCAAACUUGUAUUUAGGUAUUCAUCAGGACUUUGAUCUUGAAGACCAGAGGCCGUAUUGUUUCAGUGUUAUGGUUGGACAUGGCAAGAGUCAUUAUUUCAAUGUGGAGCUGGGCAGUGAAUUGGCAGUAUGGGAGAAAUCAUUUCAACGAGCGAUUUUCUUGGAAGUUCAAAGAACAGGGUCUAAAACAUAUAUGUGCAGUUGGCAAGGGGAUAGCCUGUGUUUCACAGUCGACUUUGCUCUGGGAUUUACCUGUUUUGACAGUAAAACAAAGAAUGUGCUGUGGAGGUUUAAAUUCUCUCAGCUCAAAGGAUCUUCAGAUGAUGGGAAAACAAAAGUAAAGCUGCUGUUUCAGAAUCUAGACACCAAACAAAUUGAGACAAAGGAGCUUGAAUUUCAGGAUCUGACAGCAGUUUUACACUGUAUUCACUCCUUUAUAGCAGCAAAAGUGGCAUCUGUGGAUCCAGUAUUUAUAGACAGUCAGAGUAUUGCAAGAAAAUAUAUGUACACUAACUGA